AAGUCGCACGAUGUAGUGGCUGCUGGCGAUUCACCACUCUCUACGAUUUUACCUCGGUUUCCCUCGAACGGAACUCGGCGUACAUCUCUGCGUGUAUAAUACAAGUGUCCAAGUGUCUGUGCCUGUGUCUGUGAGAAGAAGCUCGAGAAACACUCGGAUAUUUUUGUGCCAGCCAGACAGUGUUGUUUAACUAUGAAAACGAUGGGCGACGUGGUAGCGGAUCCUGUCGACGAACAGAACGUUGGUUCUGGCUCGGCGCAAAACGCCAACACUAGCAAGGAAUUCGGCCAGAAGACCCUUAGAUCGCUCAAGAGAGGCCUCGGCAGGCUUUGGAGGAGACAACGGGGUAACGCGUCCAUCACCGAAUACGACCCCUGCUACAAGGUCGCUUAUCUUGGGAACGUUCUCACUGGAUGGGCCAAGGGGGAGGGCUGCGUGGAGAAACCAGUAUCGACGUUAUGGCGCAAUUACUUUACCAGCAGCCGACCGGACGUGUCGAUGAGGCUGACGGUGACGAACGGUGGGCUGACCGCGACGACCAAGUAUCACGGUCUGACGGAGUACUGGGCGCACAGGGUGACCUAUUGCACGGCACCUGCUUCCCAUCCACGGCUCUUCGUCUGGGUGUACCGGCACGAGGGACGCAGGUUAAGGCCCGAGCUCAGGUGUCACGCCGCCCUUUGCAGCAAAGAGUCCACUGCUAGGAGGCUCGCCUCGACCUUGAACGCCAGGUUACAACAGGCGCUUCUGGAAUUCCGACGGGACAAGGUCUCCAGACAAAAUGCUAGAUUAUCCCUAGCAAACGCUCUGUACGAGAAUCCUUCGUUACCACGGCGAAAGCUGCUUCUGAGCACCGGUGGCCAGAAUUACCGGCCACCUCUGGAGAGAUCAAAAAGCGCGCCGAAAUUAUCGGCGAUCGAGGAGGACAUAGCCGCUGAGGAAAUCGAACAACAGAGGAUCCUCGAGGAACUGAGGACCUUGGAGAACGUGGCACGUAGCUGGCAAGAUCAGGACAGCUGGCGGCUCGCCCGACUGCUUGACGCUUUGAAUCGCGAAUCGUCUGACGAAAACGGAAGUAUAUCCAGCGGAUGCGAGACGGCCAGCACAGCGACAAGCGAAGAGAGAGCCCCUGGUUUGGAAGAUCAUCAUGGCACAGGUGAUGGUACGGAACAGCGAAGGGACAACAGAAGAGUGAUGUUCUCCGAGGACACGGUCGGAAGAGGUCCAGGACCCCGAAGGAAUUCCGAGGGUUCGCCGAAUUUCAUGACCUGCGCGGGCAGCCCGCGGUUUCACCGUCAGAACGUGGUGGUGACCAGCCGAAAAAGGUUUUCGCCGGGAAACGAGGAGGACGAGUCGAUGGAAGAGGAAGAGGAGGAAAUCGAGGACCAAGCCUCGCAUGUGUUCGACUUCGAGGACGUCGAGGACUUCGACGACGUGGUCGAUUACAGGCCAAGGGGCGAGAUUCUACGCAGACUGGACGAUCCCCAGAACCUGGAAAGACGAACGAUGGAAAAGUAUCCUGUGUCUGGCAGGAUAAACCACGAUCUGCUGCGAAACGAUGCGUCCGCUUUCUUAACCUUAGACUCACUCGACGAGGAAGUGGACAGCGACGAGAGCGGGUACGUCGAGGCGCCGCCGAAAUCUUUACUGGGCCAGGACGAUCGUAAGGAGGAAGAGGAGUUGCACCCAAGUCAGAGUGAGUCGGCUGACCUCCUCAGAGGAUCGAAACGCAACGAUUCCAAAGAAACUAUGCAAAUCGAGGAGGAUGACGAGGGGAAGGAGGAAGAAAGUGGAGAAGAUGAAGAGGAGGAGGAGGAGGAGGAGGAGGAGGAGGAAGUCAUCGAGGAGAAUCAGAGGAUAAAGGAAAAGGAAAGGGAGAGGACCGAUUUCAUCAAGUGUCCUAUUUCGGAAACGAUUAAGAAGCUGGCGAACGCGUCGCUGAAGAGCUCCAAGUCCUUGGAAAUGACCACGAGCAACUGUCUGAAAGCUCUGAGCAACUUGAACACCUCGAAAUCGUUCGAUGCCGUGAAGGUUGCCGAAAUGGACGGAGAAUCGCCGAGCCUUCACCAGAGGAAGCAGUUGCUCGCUCAACAAGGUGUUAUCGUUUAA
Molecule: messenger RNA, 2109 nt
Organism: Habropoda laboriosa
Lineage: Eukaryota; Metazoa; Arthropoda; Insecta; Hymenoptera; Apidae
Product: calponin homology domain-containing protein DDB_G0272472
Exons: 4
Coding region: 193-2109 (638 amino acids)
Source: RefSeq, a predicted model, not a curated record